Messenger RNA from Dufourea novaeangliae, 5433 nucleotides. It is a transcript of the gene Slik, whose product is annotated as STE20-like serine/threonine-protein kinase. Gene Ontology annotation, biological process: protein phosphorylation. NCBI's taxonomy places the organism in Eukaryota, Metazoa, Arthropoda, Insecta, Hymenoptera, Halictidae. Gene Ontology annotation, molecular function: protein serine/threonine kinase activity; ATP binding. The transcript has 13 exons. The record is from RefSeq and is a predicted model, not a curated record. Bases 55 to 4971 code for a protein of 1638 amino acids.
UGUAAUAGAAGUACAGUUUUAUACAUGAAAGUGUAUUGAACAAAUAUUGCAAAAAUGUCAUUCUUGUCGAAUUUGAAGAAAGCAUUCCACUUUGGUGGUAAUGAUGCAAAGAAAAAGAAGUUAUAUAAUAAUAUUAAAAUGGAUUGCAACCCAGAAGAAUUCUGGGAAAUGGUGGGUGAACUUGGAGACGGAGCAUUUGGCAAAGUUUAUAAGGCACAACAUAAACAAACACAUCAGCUUGCUGCUGCAAAAAUGUGUGCACUCGAAGGAGAAGAUGAUCUUAGCGAUUUCAUGAUUGAAAUAGAUAUUUUAUCAGAGUGUAAACAUCCAAAUGUUGUUGAAUUACACGAAGCUUAUUUUAUUGAGGGCAAAUUAUGGAUGUUAAUAGAAUACUGUGACGGCGGUGCUGUUGAUUCCAUAAUGGUCGAAUUACAGAAAGCUUUAACAGAACCACAAAUAGCCUACAUAUGUCAGCAUAUGACUAAGGGUCUUGCAUUUUUGCACAAAUCUAAAGUAAUUCACAGGGAUUUAAAGGCGGGAAAUGUAUUGUUAACAAUGGCUGGUGGUGUGAAAAUUGCUGAUUUCGGAGUGUCCGCGAAAAAUAAACAUACGUUACAGAAACACGAUACGUUUAUUGGUACACCAUAUUGGAUGGCACCAGAAGUAGUAUUAUGCGAAACAUUUAGAGAUAAUCCUUAUGAUUUCAAAGUAGAUAUCUGGUCUCUUGGAAUAACUCUAAUUGAAUUCGCGCAAAUGGAACCACCGAAUCAUGAAAUGUCACCAAUGCGGGUACUUCUUAAAAUACAAAAGAGCGAUCCACCGAAACUCGAUCAACCUGGGAAAUGGAGUAAAGACUUCAACGAAUUUAUUGCAAAAGCUCUUAUAAAGGAUCCAACAUCAAGACCUACAGCUGAGGAAUUAUUAAAGUAUUCAUUCAUAAAUCGUAAUUUGGAUUCGAAACCGAUUCGGGAUUUGUUAUUGGAGUACAAAGCGGACGUCGUCGAAGAGGAAUUGGUCGAUGAGGAAGCAGAGGAGCAGCGCACAUCACAGCUUCCUCUGGAGGUGGAUCAACUCGGAGAUGACUCUGCAUCUAUGCGCAGUGACGCUGAUGUUAAGAUCUCUGAGAAAGAAAAUCUUGCCGCAUCACCCGUAUCCGCGAAAAAAGAAGAGAGCAACAAAAGAGAGAUCAAUAGAGAUGGUGAAAAGGAGGACAGGAAUAAGAAAUUACGGAAAGCGGAAUCGAAAGAGAACAUACCUGUGUCUCUUGAGAAGAAACAAGCACCUAAACCCCCUAGUACAAGUGAAAUCAAUGAACGUAGAGUAUCACGGGAAAAAGGUCCUGCACCUCCUCCACCCCUAAUGCGUCAGGAUAGCAAAAACGAUGACAAGGAAAAUAGUUCGAAGAUCUUCGAUAAACAAAGUGCUGUCGAGAUAUCAGAUCAAUGUAAGAUUGCCGAUGAAAAUAAGCGAGAGAAAACUGCAUUAUCAGAGAGUACAGAUAUAGAAAGGGAACAAACAAAUACAGACACACUCAAUGAGAAGCAAAACGUUAAAGGUAGUUUAGAGAAAAUAACAGCUGGUAACGAAAAAGGGAAGGAUAAUUUGGAUAAUGAGAAGAAAGUCGACGUUAGAAAAAAAUCGAUAGAUAGUAAAGCAAAUCCAUCGUUGAGGACUCAGUUAACUUCGGAAGAAAAGAGAAAAUCUGCACCUGUUCGACCAGAAUUGACAGAAGAUUGGACGAAGCCGGUGUUUAAUAAACAGUCCUCUUUGGAAGAAAAAAACAGAAUCUACAAAAAAGCCGCUGUCGACGUGCAAGUGACACGACAGUCUUCCACGGAAGAGAAUCGCAAGAGCCUGCAAGAGAAACGAAAAUCAGUCGAGGACAAGUUGAAUGCAGUUUUAGAAAAACGUUUCUCAAUGGACUCGGAAAUGCGGAGGAAUGUUCCGUCUUUAGAGACAUUGACGCGCCAAGAAACUCCAAAUGCGAUCGCGUCCGAGAAGAAUAUCAUCAAGGCUUGUUCCACCGAAAACAUCAAAACAGAUUAUGGAAUGUGUAAAGGGGAAACGGUUAUUAAAAGUCACAGCGAAGGAUCAUCCAGGUACGAUUCGUUGGAAAACUUCCCGGAGGAAUUCGAUGGCCGGCGAGAAAAGAAGAAGUGGUUGAACAAGGAACAGAGUCACGAGAAUGCCGCGAACGAUGCAUUAAACAGCGAAAAGAGAGGCUCUUCGGUAAACGUGUCAGUGAUCACGUCGACACCUAUUAGAAGUAGAAGUACUUCUAGAAGAGGCAGCGGGGACAACGUAGUUGUCAUUACUGGUAAAACUGACCAAGAUAUACGUCCAAAUACAUCAACCGUCCGGAUUACGGCCGACAGUCCAGAUUUAUCGAACAGUCUGGCAAGUAACAUAAGCCAAGUAACAGUCGUGACGACGCAUCCGCCGGUGUUGGUCGACGCGGUGUCGCCCGCAGCGACUCUUUCUUCACGUCCAUCUCCAACGUCCGAAGUCGUGAUCGUCGCGAAUGAAUUGAACAAGACGCAAGUCAACGAAAGUUCCACCGACGACGACGGAUUUCCUAGUCUCGACAGUUUAGAAUACACGCCGCAGGAGCAACCGAUCGUUCUCACCGACACGUCCAAGAGAGUCGGCAAGAAGUUGGACGAAUCCGAGGUGCUGAUCGUGAGCCCAAUUGUAGACGAAUUGCAGGACACUAGUCACGUUUCCGUGGUCACCGUCGGCGAGGACAAGGAACAAGUGAAAGACUCCUCCGUACUUAACAAACACGACGCCGUUCGGACAGCCUCGUUGCAGAGCGACAGCGGGGACGAAAUAACGAAAAUGAUAGUCGCUGGAACGACUGUCGAAGCCGUGGAUGUCGACGACGUGGACAGAAACACGAAGAAGAUAAACGGUCUGAUAAAGAACGACAACAAGCCUUCGGUGAAUCGCGUCGACGAAAAGGUUAUGAAGACGAUCAAACAGAAGGACGCGGGCAAGGUUUACAAGGAGAAACGUAUAUCACCGGACAGCUUCGAGGGAUCCAGAUCACAGAGCGAGUCCGGAUCGACGAGAUCUCACACGCCGAGCAAGAGUAUAGAUCGGUCCGACGCGGAGUCGAUCUCCACCACGAUCAGUCAGGACAGCAGAGAAUCGAACAAGGAGAAUCAUAUCGGUCAGGGACAAACGCCGGAAACGGAGGAGGAAGUGGUGUUGCGGCGGAAGCCCGAUUACGCUCGCGACAUACAACGACCGACGAAAACGAAAGAGGACAUACAGAUGAUGAAUCUGAAGAAAAAGACGCGGAAACGGACGAGAAAGUUCGAGAUAGACGGCGUCGUGGUCACGACGACCACGUCGAAAGUGAUAUACGGCGACGACGAGAACGGGAAAGUAUACGACGAUCAGAUCUUCAGGAAGCAGGAACUGAGGGAGUUGAAGAUGCUGCAGAAGAUGGAGCAGAAGCAGUUCCAGGAUCUGUCGCAGAAAGCGCAGUUCAACAAGGAUCAACAAGAGAAACGUUUCGAGCAGGAACGCCAGCUCCUGGAGCGAAACGCCGAGACCGAUUUGGAGACGCUUGCACGACAACAGAGGCAACAGAUCGAGCGGGCGGAGGCGCAGCAGGAGGCGGACCUGAGGCUCGCGUCGAAGAAGAUUCGCGGCGAGCAGGAAAGGGAACUGAAGCAGUUGAGCGCGUUCAAAAUACGAAAGGAGAAGCUCGAGAUGGAACACGAGGAGAGGGAGAAGCAUUUCUUGGACAAGCUGAACGAGAGUCACGAGGUGUCGUUGCGUAGGCUGUCGGACAGUCAUCGCGAGAAGAUCGCCUUGAUGGAGAGGCAAUUCCUGCAGCAGAAGCAACAGCUGAUGAGAGCCCGCGAGGCGGCCAUUUGGGAGCAAGAGGAACGGCACAUACACGAGAAACAGCAGCUGCUGAAGAAACAGCUAAAGGACAUUUUCUUCCUGCAGAGGCAUCAGAUGCUUAUACGGCACGAGAAAGAACUGGAACAAAUGAAACGUAUGAAUCAGAGGAAGGAGGAGGAGCUCGUCAAGCGACAGACGGUCGAACGCAGAAAUCUACCGAAACGAAUCCGUAACGAGAUGAAGGCACGGGAGAUGAUGUUCCGGGAGUCGAUGAGGAUCUCGAUAUCGUCCGUGAUCGCGCCGGAUCCCGACGCCGAGAGGGAGAAAUUGAAGAAGUUCCAGGAGAACGAGAAGAAGAGGUACAGAGCGGAACAGCAACGAUUCGAGCUGAAGCACUCCAGGCAACUGGAGGAGGUAAGAGCGCAAAGCGACGCGACCAUCAAAGAGUUGGAACAGCUGCAGAAUGAGAAGAGAAAAAUGCUGAUGGAGCACGAAACGAUGAAGCUGAAGGAGCUGGAGGAAACUUACAGCCGGGAGCUGCGCGAAUGGAAAGCGCAAUUGAAGCCUCGGAAACAGAGGUUAGAGGCUGAGCUGACGGCUGAAAUGGAAGCGUUGGAAGCUCGCUACCGAGACUAUUUGCCCUCGGGUCUUAGUGGUCUCUCUUUUCCCCCUCUAGACUAUUCUAACAUCCUUCAUUUCGAAAGCUGGAAGAAAUCGCCGCCCCGUAUGCCCCGCUCCACCCCCGCAUCACCGUCCCCGUUCACUAUUCCGAGGGUGUCGCUGAGAGUCGGCGGCUCUGACACCAAUUCCGUAAACGGCAUGCUUUCGCGAAGCCACUCCAAACCGGACUUGGUGCCAUCAUCCUCCUCCUCGCCUCAUACUUACAUCGUCGAUCGUAUUAUCGGUAACAGUGUUUCGACUGGUCAGCUGAAACUGUACGAUUAUAACACAACAGGGAGAUUGGAGGAGCAGUUUGCUCUCCAGCUGGAGGAACAGGAGGCGAUUUACGGACCGAGCGCGAUACCGUUGUGUUUGCCCACGGAUCUUCCAGACUUGACCCAUCAUACGGCCGGUUCGACGCGCAGUUCCCUUUCUUCGGUGAGCGAGGGUUAACGUGUAGAAUUCACCGUCAACGUUACCGUACAUACAAUCCGGAUCUUCCAAUAUUUCGUUUCUCGUUACGAGUCACGGAAGCAACAGAGAGACACGCACGCGUGGCACACGUGAAACGUAACGGGGAGGUGUGUUGUUUGUGCUCCUUUUUGGCGAUCAGUCUCGUUAACGGAAUAAACGUGCUUCGAUCGUCCGUAGCAGAGAAAAGACGAGAAACAAAACGGAAAAUUGUAUACUAUAUAGAAACAAGAUAAAGGUACUUCUGCAAUGGCGCAGAUCGUUGUCGUAUCGAAAACGAUUUUGUUUUUUUUCUUCUCAGUGAUACGCGUCACCGGAAGAGCUAAACGACAGAACGCUCACCUUCGUAAAUGUAGAAUGUUCGAAGGCGUGGGUUUUUUUGCCAGAGCAUGGCCGAAAUAAUUUUUAACGCGGUACAUAUACAUGGGUCUUCCCCUUAAAACA